This is a messenger RNA of Schistosoma intercalatum, 2417 nucleotides long. The record is from the annotation of a GenBank genome assembly. NCBI's taxonomy places the organism in Eukaryota, Metazoa, Platyhelminthes, Trematoda, Strigeidida, Schistosomatidae.
AUGCAAACAGCUAAUUAUUUAACGAAUAUUUCAUGUAAUCUAUCAGAAAUCGACAGUAAUCUAUCUACAACAUCAUCAUCAUCAUCAUCAUCAUCAUCAUCAUCAUCAUCAUCAACAACAACAACAACAGACAAAUUGAAUUCAUCAUCAUCAUCAUCAUCAUCAUCAUUUUUAAUUACAGAUAUUUUAGCUUCAAAUAAUUGUAUUAAUGAAAUUGUACAUUUAACAAAUGAUAAUCAGUCUACUGAUGAAAUGAUUUCAGUACAAAGACAAAAUCGACAACAGUAUGACAACGAAAAUGUUAAACAGUUUCAGUAUGAUAAUGAUAUAUCAAUGAAAUUAUUUACCGAUUAUCAUGACAAUAAUAAUAAUAAUAAUAAUCUUCAUGCUAAUAUUGACAAUAUUCAUAUAUGGCAAAUAUUAUUUGAAUCAUUAUUGACUAAUUCAACAUUAAAUAUAGAACAAUUAGAAUAUUUGUUACCAUUAACACAAAUGUCACAAAAUGAAUUUCCUAAUUUCUAUAAAGAGAAAUUACAAACAACUCAAGAAACAUUUCAAUAUCUACCAUUUGAAUUAUCACAACAAUAUCAACAAUUAAAUGAAAGUAUUGGACUUAAAUCCACUACCAAUUCAAAUGAUAUUCAUUCAUUGAAACAAUUAUCUCAGGAAAUUUGGCGAUUAUUUCAAGAAACAUCACUAAAUAAUAAUAAUGAUCUUAAGGAAAUAGAGAAUCAUUCUAUAACGAAUUAUAAUGAACAACAAUUAAAUUAUCAAAAUAAAUUCAAAUUAUUCUUGACAAAAUCAUAUGAACGAUAUUGCCGCCAUACAAUGGAUCAUUUAAAACAAACGGAGAAUUCAAUUCUCAAUACCGAUCAUCAUCAUAAUAAUAGCAGCACCGAUGAUAUGGAUUCUAAAAAUAAACCCCCAAAAAGAGAAGAAAAACAAGAACAAAAUAGUUGUCAAGAGGGGGAUUUAAAACUAUUAAAUUUAAAUGAUGGUCAUUUUAAAUCUUUUACAAAAAUUGAUAAAAUAAAAACUUAUCAAUUAUGGUUUAAUUCAUUAAAUUGUUUAAAUACACAACAAAAAUUAUAUCAUUUAUAUAAAACGAAUUAUUUCAUUAAAAAUUAUUGUCAAAAUGUGGAACAUUUAAAAAUGAAUGAAAAUGAUUCAUUGAAAAGUAACAAUAGUGUAAAUAAUAAUACAAUCACUACUAAUACUACUCAUAAUAGUAAUGAUAGUGCGAUUAAUAAUAAUAAUAAUCAUAAUCAUACUGUUAAUAGUGAUAUGAAUGAUACGAGUAAUAUUCAUAACUUAUCGAUACCUUCAAAUUCUGCCUUAGAUGCUUUAAUUCAUAUGACCACAUCUACAAUGCAACAAUUAAAACAUGAUGGUGAUUUCUCAGAUGAAUUAAAUGAAUCAUCUACAAUUCAAUUUUAUAAUAAAGUUUCACAAACACGUAAACGUCGUAAAACCCGUACAACAUUUUCUAAUUGUCAAUUAAAUGAAUUAGAAAAUAAUUUCAAUCGUCAACGUUAUUUAACACCAACUGAUCGUGAUCGAAUUGCUAAACAUUUAGGAUUAACUAAUACACAGGUUAUUACAUGGUUUCAAAAUCGUCGAGCUAAAUUAAAAAGAGAAGCUGAAGAACUUGAACGUGAUGUAAUGGCAUUAAAAAAACAAAAACAACAAAAAUUUACUUGUCUUUCAUUAUCUGAUCAUAAUCAUAAUGAAAUAGAAAUCAAUAAUGAAGAUGAACAAGGAGAUAACCACGACAACGACGAUGAUGAUGAUGAUGAUGAUCAAGAAGAACAAGAAGAACAAGAACAAAAAGAAAAAGAAGAGAAUUCACAUAAAAUUCAAUAUUUAACACAAUCUCCUUCAAUAUCUUCAUUGAAACAUUUUACAUCACCAAUAUUGAAUACACAUGAAACAUUGAAUAUGAAUUUGUUUAUUAAUCCAUUCAAUGAAUUCACUAAUGAAUCAUUCAUAAGUGAUAAACUAUUAAAUGAGAAAUGUUUAAAAGGAAAUAAGGAUUUAAGUGAACAACAAUUUCAUUUAUUAAAUCAUCAUAUAAACAAUUACUGUAAUAAUCCUAAUAAUAAUAAUAAUAAUAAUAAUAAUAAUAGUAAUAAUAAUAGGAAGAACAGUAUUGAUGGACUAAAUAAGGGUAGAUCUUUUAAGAAAUGUCAGAAAAUUUGGUGCCCUGCCUUAGAAUUAGAACAAGAGAUUAGUUAAAUAAACCUUCUUUUUUCUUUUUUUCUUUUCUUUUAACUCCAUUUUUUUAUAUUAAGUUCUUUUUUUGUUGUUGCUGUGGAAACAUUGAUUAUUCAACGAAUUUAGAUAAGCAACAAUUAUUUGUAAAAAAUGUGAACAAACUCAAAUAUAAUUCAUGAAAUCAUAAUACAACAAUUUGUUUA